Molecule: messenger RNA, 2260 nt
Organism: Capsicum annuum
Lineage: Eukaryota; Viridiplantae; Streptophyta; Magnoliopsida; Solanales; Solanaceae
Exons: 5
Coding region: 603-2063 (486 amino acids)
Source: RefSeq, a predicted model, not a curated record
AAAUCACGUUCAUCACACUUAAAUUUAAAAAGCAAUGCAAUUUUUUGUGUAUUAAUUAAUUAUAAUAUUCAUCUCGUCUUUUAUACAUGUUAACAAAAAAAUUAUAGUAAUGUUUAUAUGGAUUUUAAAUAUAGUCAAGUAAAUUUACGGUAGUGCUGGUUAAGCAUAAAGUGGAUGAAGUAUGGUGUGUGUUCCAUUUGGUUUAAUGAUUUGUGGUGAAUAAAUUGGUCACAGAGAAAUAGUAUAGUGUUGAUGAGAGAAGCAUUUAAUUAAAUUAUGUAUGCACUGCACUGCUAAAGUUAAAACUUGGUAUGGGGUUAAAAUAGAGAAGGGAAAGGGAAGUAGGUGAAAAAGGUGCGUCUGUGUGAGAGAGAGAUUAGUGAUCCCGUCGGUGUUACGCAGUGGGAUUUUACUUUUGUAGUGGAUAUAUAUAUUUCUAUGAUCCAUUAUUUACUGAUGGAAUUGACACAGGAGAGAUAGUUGCGGGCGGCUGAGGAAAGAAGAAUUGGCGAUGGCGAUGGCGAUGACCUGAACUACGGACUCUUCUUCAACUCUCUCUCUCUCUCUCACUCAGACUUGUACGCUUGGGAACAAAGGAUUUAAUGGGUUCUAGAUUCCCAUCUCACCAGCUCAGCAAUGGCCUUUACGUCUCAGGCCGCCCUGAGCAGCCCAAAGAAAAAACCCCAACGAUCACCUCUGCCCCCAUGCCUUAUACGGGUGGCGACAUUAAAAAGUCGGGAGAACUUGGGAAAAUGUUUGAUAUCCCCGUCGAUGGAUCCAAAUCCAGGAAAUCUGGACCCAUAACAAGUGCACCUUCAAGGACUGGAUUAUAUACUGCUGCCUCCUCACAUUCGGGCCCUAUCAAUUCUAAUGUUGCUGCUAGGACGAGCUACUCAACCUCAGGUCCCAUAGCAUCCUCAGGGGUCCCUGCUUCUGUUUCUACAAAGAAAUCUAAUUCUGGACCGCUUAGCAAGCACGGCGAGCCUAUAAAAAAGUCAUCUGGUCCUCAAUCUGGUGGAGUGACGCCAACUGGACGCCAAAACUCAGGUCCUCAACCACCAAUUCUCCCUGCAACUGGUCUUAUUACUUCGGGUCCCAUCUCUUCUGGGCCUCUGAAUUCCUCUGGAGCCCCAAGAAAGGUCUCGGGUCCGUUAGACUCAAUGGGGUCAGCCAAGAUUCAUGGCCCUUCCACUGUUAACAACCAGGCUGUGACCACUCUCAGUCAAAAUGAUGUGUAUUCCUUCAAGAGGAGCUUCCCUAAACCCAUCCUGUGGGCAAUGAUUUUGUUAUUUGUGAUGGGCUUUAUUGCUGGGGGAUUUAUUCUUGCAGCCGUGCACAAUGCUAUUUUGCUGAUUGUGGUUGUGGUUCUAUUUGGCAUUGUUGCUGUGUUGUUCGUAUGGAACUCUUGCUGGGGUGGAAGUGCUAUAGUUGGUUUUGUUACCCGCUAUCCAGAUUCUCAAUUAAGAACAGCAAAAAAUGGUGAAUAUGUCAAGGUUUCUGGGGUGGUGACUUGUGGAAACGUGCCUCUUGAAUCUUCAUUCCAAAAAGUUCCUAGGUGUGUCUAUACUUCUACAAGUUUAUACGAGUAUCGAGGAUGGGAUUCAAAAGCUGCAAAUCCUACUCACCGGCGUUUUACAUGGGGCCUCAGAUCUUCAGAAAGACAUGUGGUUGACUUUUAUAUCUCCGAUUUCCAGUCGGGGUUAAGAGCAUUGGUUAAGACUGGCUAUGGUGCAAAGGUGACUCCUUAUGUAGAUGAGUCGAUAGUUGUUGAUGUGGAUCCUUUGAAUGGUGAGUUAUCUCCAGAAUUUAUCAGGUGGUUGAGAGAAAGAAAUCUUUCAAGUGAUGAUCGUAUAAUGCGACUGAAGGAAGGGUAUAUCAAAGAAGGAAGCACAGUGAGCGUGAUUGGAGUGGUUCAGAGGAAUGAGAACGUGCUUAUGAUUGUCCCUCCUCCUGAGCCAUUUACAACAGGGUGCCAGUGGCUGAAAUGCAUAUUUCCUGCUAGCCUCGAGGGCAUUGUGUUGAGAUGUGAAGAUGCGUCAAAAGUUGAUGCUAUACCAGUAUGAUAGGUGGUGGUUAUGUUCGACAUACUUAGGAUGGAUGUAUGUGAUGUUAGGUUAAAGAUGUUUAUUGUGGAGAGAGAGGUAUCUGAAAAUAGUUUGUGUUUCAUUUCCUGUAUAGUUAAACUAAAUAUGACAAUACAUUUCUUGUAAUAGAGAGAAUGAUGAUUAGAUGGAAAUGUUUGAGCCGUUGUGAUUACUAA